Molecule: messenger RNA, 810 nt
Organism: Penicillium salamii
Lineage: Eukaryota; Fungi; Ascomycota; Eurotiomycetes; Eurotiales; Aspergillaceae
Source: the annotation of a GenBank genome assembly
AUGAGUCUCUAUCUCACUUGGUCCCUCUGGGAAUGGCUCCUGUGGAGCAUUGUCCUGGCAAUAACACUCGGGAUCGGCAUUCUCUUUGUCACAGCUGCCUCACUCAUGAUCUCACAAAACACGGCUGUUGCAAAAACUCGCAAACGAGGAUCACCAGUCCAUAUCUUGAUCGUACUAGGAAGUGGUGGACAUACCGCCGAGAUGUUCUACAUGCUGGAUCAAUACAAAUUUGACCCGAAAGAUUCUACAUAUCGAACAUACGUUGUGAGCUCCGGGGACAACUUCAGCGCCGGUAAAGCGAGGGAUUUCGAGACCAAGCGUGGGGACGGCGAAGAAGCUCACGAGAAUUACACGAUUCUCACGGUUCCUCGCGCUCGAAGGGUUCAUCAAUCGUACCUCACCGCGCCAUUCUCAACCCUGCACUGCUUCUGGACUUGUCUUACUAUUCUGCGCGGACUCCAUCCUGAGCAACGACGACUUCCGAGAGAAUAUACCGCUUACCCAGACUUGAUUCUAACCAAUGGACCAGCUACAGCAGUUUGCAUGGUUGUCGCCGCAAAACUGAUUCGCUUCGGGCUGUUCUUUCUCGAAUGGAGCUCGAGGCUGCAGGGCCGAUCUCCGGUCUUUACUGUGUCAAAGUUACGCACGGUCUAUGUUGAAUCAUGGGCCCGGGUGAGUAGUCUCAGCACGACUGGGGUUAUCCUGCUACCAAUUGCCGACCGGUUUCUUGUUCAGUGGCCUGCUCAAGCCGGACGGCGUGCCUGGUGGGGGAUGAAGAAAACACAGUACGCUGGGUGGCUUGUGAUCUAA